Messenger RNA from Anastrepha ludens (Mexican fruit fly), 1288 nucleotides. RefSeq names its product heparan sulfate 2-O-sulfotransferase pipe-like. The transcript is spliced from 4 exons. Gene Ontology annotation, cellular component: membrane. The record is from RefSeq and is a predicted model, not a curated record. The coding region runs from base 1 to 1260 and encodes 419 amino acids. Gene Ontology annotation, molecular function: sulfotransferase activity. Lineage: Eukaryota; Metazoa; Arthropoda; Insecta; Diptera; Tephritidae.
AUGGCAAAUAUGGAUAUUGAAAGUAGAUCGCGAAAGCUUCUCAAGCCGCUCAGACAUCAUAAGGAAAUCGAUAGAGAAAGCGUUGGUAAUAAUAAUAAUAAUGAAGAAAUUUUACCUCAUAAGCGUCUUGAACACAAGAAAGGCCGCUACCAUAAAAAAAAUAAAGUGAAGUCACAAGAAGUAGAUGACAAUAAUUUUGAAGAUUCUUACGAUGACGAUGAUGGAGCCGAUGACGUUCGUGACGCCACUGCAUCUGACAGUCUAGCAAGCAGUGACGAAAGUAACGAGCGGACCUCGGAAUUGAACCUUCAUGCUGACAAUUUGAAUAAUACAAAGAAAGCUGACGUGGAUUUGAUAAUAUUUAAUAGGGUACCAAAAGUGGGUAGUCAAUCAUUGAUGCAGCUCUUGACUACUUUGGGUAAACUUAAUGGUUUUACAACAUCACGCGAUAUUAGUAAAGGUCACGAGACCGUUUUAAUUGAACCACGUAAGCAGCGAGAAUUAGCAUUGGAGUUGUUAGCGAAGCCGAAGCCACAUGCGUACAAUCAACAUCUAGCCUACAUAAACUUCACCCGUUUCCAUUUACCCAAACCUAUCUAUAUCAAUUUGGUUCGACAUCCUAUCGAACGUAUUAUUAGCUGGCAUUACUAUACACGCGCCGAAUGGUAUUAUCAAGAUCUGAAGGAAAAGAUGGGACAUCUAGCGCCACUACGUCCUUCAGACGAAUUUAUGAAUUUGGACUUAGAUACUUGCGUAAAAACCAACAAUUUAUUCUGCCAGUUCAAUCAGGAUGAGAUAAUAAAUCCAUCCGGUGACCAUCGCCGGCAAACACUAUUCUUUUGUGGACAAAAUAAAAAAAUUUGCAUGCCCUUCAAUUCUGUUACGGCAAUGCAGAAAGCUAAACAAACGGUAGACGAAGAUUUCGCAGUUGUUGGGACAUGGGAAGAUACCAACAUCACCUUAGCUGUGCUUGAGCAUUAUAUACCGAAAUUUUUCAAACACGCGAAAGUGGUGUACUAUAUGGAUAGAGAAAAAUUAUCGAUGGUGAAUAAAAAUGCUGGGAAGCGACCAGUGAGCCAGGAAACACGUGACAUCCUUAGCAAGAAUCUUACCAAUGAAAUUGAGUUUUAUGAGUUUUGUAAACAACGUUUAUAUCUACAAUACGGCGCAAUCAGUAAAUUCAAAAGCAUCGACAACGACGACUAUGUUCUAGUACCAGAGCAUAAUGAGGAUGAGGAAAUAUUCAACCAAGACUAUUAAUUUGGUUAAAUUUGAAUAUACUACAAUA